CCUCGACUCGAGGCUCGCGAGCCGCCGCCCAGAAGGCCAAGGCCACGAAGGUUAAGGCCAAGCCGGCCAAGAAGCCCGCGGCCAAGAAACCCGCGGCCAAGAAGCCCGCGGCAAAGCCCAAGAAGGCGCCGGCGCGCGAGCAAAUUGGGAAAGAGAUGCACCCCCCCCCCGAAGGUUUGUCUCAGGCGCCCGCGAAGAGGGGACGAGGCAGACCGCGCAAGGACGCCCCGAAGCCGAUACCCGCGCCAAAGGAGGCCCCGGCGAAGAGGGGACGAGGCAGGCCGCGCAAGGACGCCCCGGCUACUGAGAAGACCGCUCCCGAGAAGAAGCCCGCGAAGCCAAAUGCUGCCGUUAAGAGGCGCGCGCCCCCCGCGGUGAAGGAGGUUGGCCAGCACUCCGACGACGAGAGCCUGGACGAGCUGAUUGCGGCGGAAAAAGCGAAGGAGAGAGCGCCGCCCCCGCCUCCGGAGCCCGCGGUGGAGAACUGGACAAUCUCCAUGGCGACCCCCAUGGGCACCCUGCCGGUCGAGGUGACGUCCUUGGUGACGGUGACGGACAUCAAGCAGCUCGUCACGGCAAAGACCGGGGGAAGGCUACCCCCGGAUCGACAGAUCAUCAAGCUGAACGAACGGCUCAUCGACGACUUUGGCCCGAAUGCGACGCUCGCCAACCACGGCUUGAAACACCGCUCGAUGCUCACGCUCACGUUCAUCCGGAACGCCAAGUCUCCCGCCAAGUCCCCGACCGUGGACAGGACGCGCGAACACUCGAGAGCGCUCCAGACGGUGCCGAGCCCGCCAAGAGAAGAGCGCCCCGCCAAGGAGCGCCGGACGGGUUGGCAGCCGGAGAGCGUGACCCGCCGCGUGGGUCCCCGCGAGAGGGACCAGAGCGCCCAAGGGACCAAACACAAAUGGACGCGAGAGGAGAGCGAGCUCGUGGCCGAGGGAGUCGCUAAGUACGGGUACGGGGAGUGGGCGGCGAUUCAGAAGGAGCUGUUCGCGGAGUCUGCGCGCACCUCCACAGACAUCAAGGACCGAUGGAGGAACAUGCUCAAGGCGGCGAGCAAGCCGAACGACUUCAAGUUUCGCUCCUUCAUGGACGACGAUUUGCGCGAGCAGAUCAACGAGGCGCAGAACAAGGCUGACGAGUACCAGCAGAAGAAGCUGAUGGAGGUGGAGAGGCAGAGGCAGGAGAUGAUCAGGGUUCGGGGGCAGAUAGCGUGAGAGGAGCUGCGGGAACAUAGUGUACAAUCGCCAAACGGUUGGCCAAACAAAUGUAUCAAUGAAUCGAAACUAAUACGUAUCCGCAGCGGACUCGAGAUCGCGGGGUCGUCACUAGUAGACAUUAUUUUACUCAUCGAACACCUUGCACUCCUCCGCGUUGGGGUCGUCGGCGCAGAGCUUGUCCAUCUGGUCGACGUUGAGACCAGAGCCUCCAGCAGUCGCAUUCUCCAGGUACGCCAUCCUCGCGCCGGGGACCUGCUUAUCGAUGUCGAUCCACGCCUGGCGGCCGGCAUCAGCAUCCUUAGCCUCGAGCGCGGCGGCUUCCUCGCACUGCUUCUUCAUGUAGGUGCUCAUGCUAGACCACACGCUGGCGCGCACGACGAGCGAUUUUCCCCUGCGCAUGGGCUGGGCACGCACGGGGGAGGAUUUGCUGACGCGGGCGACGGAGGCGACGCGAGCCCUGGCGGAGAGGGUGUUGGCGGAGGCGGAGAUGGUAAAAGACAUGGUCG
Micromonas commoda is the source of this 1732-nucleotide messenger RNA. RefSeq lists its product with no specific name. The record is from RefSeq and is a predicted model, not a curated record. Lineage: Eukaryota; Viridiplantae; Chlorophyta; Mamiellophyceae; Mamiellales; Mamiellaceae. The transcript is spliced from 2 exons. Gene Ontology annotation, cellular component: shelterin complex; nucleus; chromosome, telomeric region. Gene Ontology annotation, biological process: protein localization to chromosome, telomeric region; regulation of DNA-templated transcription; negative regulation of telomeric D-loop disassembly. The coding region runs from base 156 to 1223 and encodes 355 amino acids. Gene Ontology annotation, molecular function: double-stranded telomeric DNA binding; telomerase activity; G-rich strand telomeric DNA binding.